Molecule: messenger RNA, 4036 nt
Organism: Vicugna pacos (alpaca)
Lineage: Eukaryota; Metazoa; Chordata; Mammalia; Artiodactyla; Camelidae
Gene: SLC16A2
Product: solute carrier family 16 member 2
Biological process (GO): transmembrane transport
Molecular function (GO): thyroid hormone transmembrane transporter activity
Source: RefSeq, a predicted model, not a curated record
GUAGCAGCAGCAGCAGCAGAAACAAGUACCAGCCACACAGCGGCUCCUCCGGCCCGAGCAGCCACAGUCCCCCGGCCGCGAUGGCGCUGCAAAGCCCUGCGAGCGAGGAAGCUAAGGGGCCCUGGCGGGAGGCAGAGCAGGAACAGCAGGAGCGGGUGGGUAACCCCGAGCCGGAGCCGGAGCCCGAGCCGGAGCCGGUACCAGUGCCCCAACCCGAGCCCCAGCCAGAGCCCCAACCAGAGCCCCAACCUCUACCGGACCCUGCACCGCUGCCGGAGCUGGAGUUUGAGCCGGAGCCGGUGCAUGAACCCGAAUCCACGCCCACGGUGGAGACCCGCGGCACCGCGCGCGGCUUCCAGCCCCCCGAAGGUGGCUUCGGCUGGAUGGUGGUCUUCGCUGCCACCUGGUGCAACGGCUCCAUCUUCGGCAUCCAGAACUCCUUCGGAAUUCUCUACUCCAUGCUGCUGCAGGAGGAAAGAGAGAAAAAUCGCCAAGUGGAGUUCCAAGCAGCAUGGGUAGGAGCCCUCUCAAUGGGCAUGAUCUUCUUCUGUUCUCCCAUUGUGAGUAUAUUCACUGAUCGUUUGGGCUGCCGAAUCACAGCAACUGCAGGGGCUGCUGUCGCUUUCAUUGGCCUCCAUACCAGCUCCUUCACCAGCUCGCUAAGCCUGCGUUACUUCACCUAUGGGAUUCUCUUUGGUUGUGGCUGUUCCUUCGCCUUUCAGCCAUCUCUCGUCAUCCUGGGCCACUACUUCCAACGUCGCCUGGGUCUGGCCAAUGGUGUGGUGUCUGCUGGGAGUAGCAUCUUCUCCAUAUCCUUCCCCCUCCUCAUCAAAACGCUGGGGGCUAAGAUCCAGCUCGCCCAAACCUUCCAGGUGCUGAGUACCUUUAUGUUUAUUCUUACGCUGCUUUCACUCACCUACCGGCCCCUCCUGCCUAGCUCCCAGGACACCCCAAGCAAGAGAGGUGUUCACACCCUGUGCCAACGCUUUCUGGCUCAGCUCAGGAAGUACUUCAACAUGCGAGUGUUCCGCCAACGUACCUACCGCAUCUGGGCCUUCGGGAUUGCUGCUGCUGCCCUUGGCUACUUCGUUCCCUAUGUACACUUGAUGAAGUAUGUGGAAGAGGAGUUCUUGGAAAUCAAGCAGACCUGGGUGCUCUUGGUGUGUAUUGGGGCUACCUCAGGCCUUGGGCGCCUUGUGUCAGGCCGUGUCAGUGACUCCAUUCCUGGCCUUAAGAAGAUCUACUUGCAGGUCAUCUCCUUCCUGCUCCUGGGCCUGAUGUCCAUGAUGAUUCCCCUAUGCCGGGGCUUCGGGGGCCUCAUCGUCGUCUGCCUCUUCCUGGGCCUGUGUGAUGGCUUCUUUAUCACCAUCAUGGCUCCCAUCGCAUUUGAGCUGGUGGGCCCCAUGCAGGCCUCACAGGCCAUUGGCUACCUCCUGGGCAUGAUGGCCCUGCCAAUGAUUGCUGGACCCCCCAUUGCAGGCCUCCUCCGCAACUGUUUUGGGGACUAUCAUGUGGCCUUCUACUUUGCCGGUGUGCCCCCUAUCAUCGGGGCUGUAAUCCUCUUGUUCGUCCCUCUGAUGCAUCAAAGGAUGUUCAAGAAAGAGCAAAGGGAUUCCAGCAAGGAUAAGAUGUUGGCCCCUGACCCAGAUCCCAACGGGGAGCUGCUGCCAGGCUCCCCCAACCCUGAAGAACAAAUCUAAUGCCUCUUCUUUGCCAUUGUGUGCUCUUCCCCAAACCUUUCCCUUCACCCUGCCCUGCUCAGCAUUUACAUUUUUGCCACCAGCACACUUGUUCCCAAACCUGCACACACAGCAUUUCAGCCACCUGACCAUCCCUUGGAGCCAAAGCUCCAGGUGUUCCAAACUCAUUAAUCAAAUUCUCCCCAUGAAUGCCUUUAAACUUGCCAGGGUUCUCUUCUCCCAGGAUCUAGCAAAGCUUGGGUUCAUCUCCUGGCCUUUGGAACCUCUCCAUAUACUUUUCAACUCUUGGGGGAUGGGAACUCCUGGCCCAGCUUAUUAGUCACUCACUAAAAGCAACUGCCAAAGGUGCUACUGUGUCCCCAGAAGCCUGGUGGGAAGAUCCAAGGACCUGUGUGCAGAGGAGUUCCUUGCCAUCUGUCCUUUGGAACUGUUUGGGGGCAUGGGGGGAACGGCAUAGAGGUAAAAUGAGACAAGAAGCCUUGUUUAUCCUCAAAGUCUGUAAGAGCUAUGGCUUCCCAAGAGCUGUGGCUGACAUCAUUUUACAAGUGUACAGAGAGUUUCCACAUCAUGUGGUUGGUCCUUCUUUCCUUCCUCCUUUCUUUCCCUCUACUGCCUCUUCUCCCUUCUCUUUCCCCUCUAUUUCUUUUUAUUACUGUCAUAGACUUAUGGGUGCUUGAAGAAAGGAGGGACCCAGGGCUUGGGCCAGUCAACCUAACCUUGGCUUAGCCCACCCCUAACACUAGAAUCAAUCCCACUCAUCUCAGGCUGAACCACAUCUCACUUUUUGGCUCAAGCUGCUAUAAUCAUAGACUGGAAAAGUAGAAUAUUACAUAGGGAAGAAACCUUACAUGCCAUAAAGUUCCACUCACUGAUUUUUACAUAUUUCCCAGACCAGUGCAUUAACCUGCAGGCUCUCCUAGCUCCCCAUCCUUGAAUUCACCUGUCAAAAUGUGAAGAAAUUCCUUUCAUCUCAGCAAGCAGAGGAAGACUGAUGACAGGGCAUAGUGGGGGGAAGGGGCAAUGGUUAUUGACCGGUGAAGGACCAACUCCUCCAUCUCUCAUUAUUCAUUACCGGUCAACAUUUCCACAUGGGCCAGGCCAGAAAAUGAGCUGUUUUAGGGAAAAAUCCCAUCUCCAACCUGGAUCCUUCAAAAGGUAGAGAUGGAAAUGCACAUUGUUGGACAGUUUCUUCUAGGAAAGGGAAACCAUCCUAGCCUUUACCACCCAAUGUGUCCCCAUGCUGGGCAUCCUUGACCACUCUACUUAGUGGGCAUUAAAGUUGCCAGAAAAGGUAGACUCUGGAUCAUUUUUAUCCCUAUGAAAUAGGUGCCAGAUACUUCCCUAUGCCUAGGCUCUGGGCAGCACUCCUACUGAAGAGCAUUUCCAUCCAGGCUGUGUCCAGCCAGCACAACUCACCUCAUUAGGAGCUCAGCCUUUUUCCUCACUUUGCCUCUGUGUCUCUCCCUAUUCUGGGUCUUUGUCUAUUGUGUUCUUGUUACCUUCACCUUUCGUCAUCUUCUUGCCAGGCAUCCUUGGCUGUCACUUAGAGUUAACAGUGACUUGCCACCCCAAGCCAGGGCCAUUCCGGGGCCAGGAGUAUGAGGUUGCCCCUGAGGGGCUCCAAAGAAGACAGUGGUCCCUACCCAUGAGUUUUUCCGUUACAAACAGGCAGCUGGGGCGUGGCUGGCCUCUGAUGGCUUCAUUCAAGGCCAAAGUCCUGAGCCCUCUACAUUGGUCCCAGUCCAGCUCUUAUCAACUCCCCAAAGGAAAACCCAUUGGUUUUUAGCUCUGUGAAUAGGAAGGGGCUUGCCUAAUUACUAUCCUAUUAUCUCAAACAGCACUGAAAUAGGAGAAGCUGGGCCCCAGGAGCACUUUAACUCCCAGGAGAGACCAUUGAGAAUACUGGAGCAACAAAGCCCCUGCUCCCAUUCCUCCCUGCCCAACCCCCACCAAGUCACCUGAGGGCACUUCUGCAGGGCCUCCCUUGUUGCUCAAAGUGUGGAUCGCUCUUAAGAAUUAGGCUGCCACCCACUUCUCUCCAGAUGAGGGAAAACAUUCACAGGUCUCAAAUCUGCCCUAUCAGGUAUUACAUAAUAUGGCAUGGCCGGGUGUCAAUUUACUUCUCCCAAACAUGUGUAUGUACAUGUGUGUGCUUAUGCACUUUUGGAGAGAAUGUUGGUUGGUGAAAGCAGCACAGUAUUAAUACUUAGGGAAAGAUGCAGCCUCUUUUGCACCACAGUUAAAUCUAGGAGAACGAACAAAAUUUGGGAGCUUGAGAUCUGGGACAUUUAAAUCCUCAAAAGGUUUGGAACAAAAUAAACAGAUCGAAAAAUCUA